Saitoella complicata NRRL Y-17804 is the source of this 740-nucleotide messenger RNA. RefSeq lists its product as uncharacterized. The record is from RefSeq and is a predicted model, not a curated record. Bases 333 to 740 code for a protein of 135 amino acids. NCBI's taxonomy places the organism in Eukaryota, Fungi, Ascomycota, Saitoellomycetes, Saitoellales, Saitoellaceae. The transcript has a single exon.
AGAUCUGCCAUUGCAAUUGGAUACAUGAAUAGUUGAUGUCGAGAAUAAUGUCAACACGAGACAGAGCUAUUGAUUCGAGAAGACGUCCGAUGAGGUCAUACCCUCGGUCCGGCGCAAAUGGACCCCGGAAGGACAUGCGACGCGUCUGGUGCGUGCAAAGAUCGGCAUCCUGGCAGAAAUCGCUACGCAAAACGGCCUGCCGAGCUUCUGAGGAUGCAGGGUCCUGGUAGCAGCCCCGCUUCCCCGGAGUGAGCAUGUGGUACUCCUGCGCCGUACGGGUCAAGACAUAACCCAAUCGCAACACCAAAUACCCCGAGCAAUUACAGAUCAAGAUGACGUUCAACUUCUCAACCCCUUUUCAAAUCCAAGCCUGGGCUGAAGACCGCACCCAAACCCUACUCCCUCGCAUCACACCCGCCCAAGUAACUUACUCCCUUCCCUCUCUCCGCGCCCUGAUCAAAACCACAUACCUCAUGACCUACCGCCCCGACGGGAACGCCUCCUUCGUAUUCGCCGAGACUGUCGAAGCUGAGGACUUUCAGGGAAGGAGGGGAUUGUUCAUUACGCAGGGGACUGGGCAAUUUGAGCUGAACCCGUAUAGGGCGUGGGGGACAUUUGAGGUUGUAAAGGGGACGGGAAUGGAUGGGUUGGCCGGAAUUGAGGGCAGGGGGAGUUUUGAUACGGUGCCGGAGAGGGUUUACCAUUUCGAGGUGGAUUUGGAUGAUAUGGUGGAGGAGUGA